Molecule: messenger RNA, 4048 nt
Organism: Pelmatolapia mariae (spotted tilapia)
Lineage: Eukaryota; Metazoa; Chordata; Actinopteri; Cichliformes; Cichlidae
Product: solute carrier family 23 member 2
Exons: 12
Coding region: 146-1963 (605 amino acids)
Biological process (GO): transmembrane transport
Cellular component (GO): membrane
Molecular function (GO): transmembrane transporter activity
Source: RefSeq, a predicted model, not a curated record
GACUGCAAUAGUCAGCAUUCCUAGCGAAACUAGGGAAAUUAUUAAUGUUGUCCCUUUUAUUUUUGUGCUCAACUAGAGAUUUACUCCCACCUUGUGUGUUUUUGUAUUUAUGCGGAGUUUACAACACCUUGCCUGAUUUACCACAAUGCAUCUCACGACAGAAGAAACAAUAGAGCUUGGACUCAAUGACCAGGGGACAGACAAUCCUGCAUUUGGGGACAAAGAUGGCGAACAGCCACAGCUGACAGCUGAUCCUGGGGAGUCUCACACAGAGGAAACCCCAGAAGGGACAACAGGAAAAAAAAUAGAUUUAGUUUACUCCCUCAGUGACAGGCCACCAUGGUACCUCUGCAUUUUGCUUGGCUUCCAGCAUUACAUUCUUGCUUUCGGUGGCAUCAUUGCAGUUCCACUGAUCUUGGCUGAACCGCUCUGUAUAAAGGACAACAACAUUGCUAAAAGUCAGCUGAUCUCCACCAUAUUCUUUGUGUCAGGAUUGUGUACGCUGCUGCAGACGACUGUUGGAAACAGGUUACCAAUCCUCCAGGGUGGCACAUUCAGUUUCAUCACUCCAACCCUGGCAAUUCUUGCAUUACCCAAGUGGCAGUGUCCUGUGCCAAAUGCACCUGUGAAACCACUGGUGCAGUUUCAUAAUGGCACCAGUCCACUACAAAUGGAAAAUUCAGAUGAGGUCUGGAUGACAAGAAUGCGUGAGAUCCAGGGAGCCAUUCUGGUAUCCUCUCUCCUUCAGCUCACACUAGGCUUAUCUGGGCUGGUGGGCCUUGUGCUAAGAUAUAUUGGUCCUCUGGCUAUCGCUCCCACCAUCAAUCUCAUUGGUCUGUCACUGUUUACUGAGGCUGGAAAGAAGUCUGGAGGCCACUGGGGAAUAGCUGCUCUCACAGUGGGUCUGAUUCUACUGUUCUCCCAAUAUCUCAGCAACAUUGAUGUUCCAAUGGUUUCUUACAAGAAUAAAAAAUGGAUGGUGUUCCAGUACCCACUCUUCAAGCUGUUCUCUGUUUUGUUUGGCAUGUGUGGUGGCUGGCUUAUCUGCUUCUUGCUGACCAUUUUUGAUGUCCUGCCUUCAAAGUCUGAGAAGUAUGGCUUCUCAGCCAGAACCGACAUAAACCUGGAUGCUGUUACAAACUCUCCAUGGUUCCAUGUGCCUUACCCUGGCCAAUGGGGUGUGCCCACAGUGAGUUUGUCAUCAGUGCUGGGUAUGAUGGCCGGGGUCUUGGCAUCGACCAUGGAAUCUAUUGGUGACUACUAUGCUUGUGCUCGCUUGUCUGGUGCCCCUCCACCACCCAUACACGCUGUCAACCGAGGCAUCGCCGUAGAGGGUAUUGGCUGCAUACUUGCUGCUCUGUGGGGAACUGGAAAUGGCACCACUUCCUACAGCCAAAACAUUGCUGCACUGGGUAUUACCAAGGUUGGUAGCAGGCUGGUCCUCCAGACUACUGGAAUUCUGAUGAUCAUCCUGGGAAUCUUUGGAAAGUUUGGAGCAAUUUUUAUCACUAUCCCAGAUCCAGUCAUUGGAGGCAUGUUCCUUAUUAUGUUUGGAAUGAUUGCAGCAGUUGGGAUAUCCAACCUCCAGUAUGUGGAUCUUAACUCUUCACGUAACCUCGUCAUCCUGGGCUUCUCAACCUUCAGCGGUCUGGUUCUACCCACCUGGUUUCAAUCCAAUCCUGGCAUCAUUGACACUGGAAUAAAAGAGCUGGACCAAUUGAUUGUAGUGCUUUUUACCACACAUAUGUUCAUCGGUGGAUUUUUUGGAUUCAUACUGGAUAACACCAUUCCAGGUACUGACAAAGAGAGAGGUAUCAAGAGCUGGCAGGACAAGGUGCAAGAUGGAAGCAAAAACAUGCAUGACCAGUCAUGCUAUGAUAUACCUUUCUGCAACAAGGUUUUGAAAAGGUUUAGAUGUUUCCAGUGCCUCCCCUUCCUCCCUUCUUACAAGACCACCCAGUAGGAGGCAACCAUGUAAUGAUGCAGUAGCUCAGUGUGCAACAUUAAUGUUGGCCUGUUAGCCCCAUUAGAACAAAGAAGUCUUAAUUGGAUGGAAUAUUCUCAAUGACAAAAUAAGUGUACAUGACACUUGCCUUAUUUCUUCAGUGCUAUUACUGUUCAUUUUAAACCUCACUGCUGACAGUGUUUUCACAGUGUCACCUUUCUGCUGCAGUUUCUGUUUCCCAUUUUUGUUGAUCUGGUUAAUUAUUUCUAAACAGUUUAAUCUUUGAAACAAAUAGAAGUGUUUCACAUUACAGAAUUUCACAUUCACAUUACAGUGUACAUUGGCAUCAAUAGGCAGAGGUCAAGCUGCUGCGGCUUGAAACUGUCAUCGUGCUUCUGAAACGAUCUUUUAGACUGAACACCCAGUGGAGACAUAAAGGCGCUGAUUCUUUAACAUUAUUAAAAUAAAAUCUAGUUUAAUCUCACUUACCGAAAACAAACACUGAAACAAUAUUUGUGCUAAUUGGUUACUAGUUUGUUUUUAAUAUUAUGUUUAAUUAAUUAAUUAUAUGGAUGGUUGCAAUUAAAGUUGCAAUUUAAAGGUAGUGCAUUUAUAAACAUUAGGAUGUUCUUUUUCCAGUAUCGUUGAUGUGUGUGUCCUGCUUCAUUUUCACUGUUUCAUUUUGUUUGAACUUUUUGUCACAGGUUGUAUUAAAAUGUGACGAGCUGAGAUUGAGGUUGUUGCUUAUUGUUUUUUAUAUUAGUGAUUAUUUUAUAGCUUUUUAAGAGUAAACAGUUAAUUACAAUGAUCACGAAGGAACAGGACCCACAAGCAGGACACCCAAAAAUCCAGAUCUUUAAUCCAGAAAGCUGUACACAGGAAGGCAGAGGCAAACAAAUCCAAAUAUGGCAAAAGUAAAGUCCAAAAAACAAUCCAGAUGUUCAGACACACAACAAACAAGGAGCAACAAGGGAAAAAUUGUGGGCAUACAAACAACAUACUAGAAAUACUAAAAUAUUUGCAAUGUUUGACCAAAUCAUGGUAAUGGCAACUUUAGUUAUGCAGCAGAUUUCAUCAUACUCAAAUUCAAUCUGCUUACUACAGAGAGUAAAAAUAAACACAAAUCUAUAUAGGUUUAUGAUGACAGCUGAAAAAUAAAUCUUAUAAUAGUUAAAACAGCUAACAUACACAUGCACACACACUCACAGACACUCAGCUUUUGACUUAUUGAGUCGUUUUUUGAAUGCAGGCACAGCUGUAACUUACCUCUGGUCAGCAGGCAACUUGUUACAAUAUAGGAGCACAGUAACAGAAACCACCCUCACCACAUGUAGGUCUAAUUCGGGGGACACCUGAUGUUGUUUAACUGGGUUGCAGACAGUGAGCAAGGAAGCGAACGUUUAGUUCAUAAAGUUUAAACUUAACUUUUUGAACUGGGAGCCAAUGAAGUACUUCAGUACUUCUGGUAACAUGUUCAAAUUUCCAUGUACGUGUAACGACUCUGGCAGCAGACCUUAUUAUCAAAACUGUGAUCACUGUUUAAAAUGAUGCCAAGGUUUCUGACUUCUUUACUGUGUUUCAGAGGCAGGGAAGAUAAAUGUGAACUAACUGACUUUUUCAACCAACUACAAAUAAUUCUGUUCUAAAAAAAAUUGUAUAAAGUUUCUAGACAUCCAGAGUUAAUGUCAUCAGUGCAGCUUAUUAGUUUGUUAAAAAAAAAAAAAAAAAAAAGGUUAGAUCAUGUUAGGAAAAGGGUUCAGGUUAGGUGAAGCAGUGUCAUGUGCAUAAGAAUGAUGGGAUAUAUUGAUAUUUUUUAUGACAGCACCAAGCAGGACCAUGUGAAGGUUAACGUGUAACAGACCGGUGAUAGACCCAAAGGAAAAACCUUUGAAUUUUUAUUUGAGCAGUUCCAAAGCUACGAAUUAAAACACAAAAACGUUUGCACUUUGGUAUGAUGAGUACCAGUGAAGAACAUGACCUGACCAACUCUUAAACCAAUUGACUUGUGAGCUGAAUAAAAGGUCUGCAACAUUUUCUUUCCGCCAUCUUUACCUUUCCUUUGUUUCUUCCGGGAACUUUAGGUGGAUUAUGUAUAUCUACAUU